This is a messenger RNA of Spodoptera litura, 627 nucleotides long. RefSeq lists its product as uncharacterized. NCBI's taxonomy places the organism in Eukaryota, Metazoa, Arthropoda, Insecta, Lepidoptera, Noctuidae. The record is from RefSeq and is a predicted model, not a curated record.
UUUCUUGCCACUUUGCUCCUGUAGGUUACCGUUAUCACAUCUCAGAAACUUAUAACAUUUUGUGUUUAUUCAUUUGUAGAAGAUAAUAUUUAUUUAAGAAACUUUUACUGAUAUAAAUAAUAGUCAUAGUAAAACACAUUUCAGUCGCAUUUGGUAGGCUAUUAGGUUCGCGGUGAAUUUCAAAAUGAAGUGCGUACUUGCAUUGAGUGUGUUCGUGGUAAUUGCAAUUUCGUCGUGUUUAGCUAGUGACCUAAUAAUUGGGACUAGCUACAACGCCCGCUUAGCAUGGCAGCAUAAAUCAGACUAUAUGGGCAUUCCAUUCAAGAAGAGAGUAAAGGAAGUUUUCUACUCAGAUCCUGGCCAACAAAUAAUCAAAGGCAUCAUAGCAAGAGACAUCGACCACACUUCAGGGAGCGCCACAGUCACUGCCGGUGGUGUCGGUUUCAGUUUCGCCAACAUUCGUCUUAAGAGUGAACGUGGCAGUGGACUGAAUUACCAAAUCGAGAUUUAUGUAUAAUAUUCGAUAGCGGUCGCUAUCUCCCUACUUUAUAUAAUUAUUAAAUAAACAGAGGUCAAGUUCGCAGUAAUAAUCAUGUCUCAUUUUUAAUACACAAUAGUUUCAAUACA